Messenger RNA from Aspergillus brunneoviolaceus CBS 621.78, 1470 nucleotides. RefSeq lists its product as uncharacterized. Gene Ontology annotation, cellular component: mitochondrion. The coding region runs from base 1 to 1470 and encodes 489 amino acids. The record is from RefSeq and is a predicted model, not a curated record. NCBI's taxonomy places the organism in Eukaryota, Fungi, Ascomycota, Eurotiomycetes, Eurotiales, Aspergillaceae. The transcript has 8 exons.
AUGCAGGAUCUUCCGAGGUGUCAGAUAGGAGAAGUCACAUCCGCUGAUCAUCAGGAACUGAUCAUGAGUCUCCUCGUACGACUUAACAAAAAGAUCAUUGAAGUCAAUCACUCGAGAGCACCAAGUACCGGUACUGUGCUUCGACCUACUUCCUUCCCGAGUGCCAGGUGGGCGCAUAACGCACCUACUGGCACGGUAUUAACCCCCGUGUUAGUUGGCUGCUCUGCAGCGAGUAUCGACAUAGCUCACCAUCUCACACCCGUAGAAUGCGACCUCGAGACCCUCUACACCUACUCCGCGCAAUGCUGGCUCUGGAACGAAACCCAGCAGCUGCAGCGCAGAUAUCGUGCGUUUGACCUCCCUGCUCUGAUCUACGUCGCCGAGCAAGCCGGCCGGCAACAAUGCCGUGAAGUAGCGACGAUGCGAUAUGCAAGAGAGAACCUCCACCUCCCCGUCCCGCAAGUCCUAGCGUAUUGCUCCCGGGCCGGCGACAGCCAGCUAGACGCGGAGUACAUCGUGAUGGAGAAAGCCCGCGGGAUCGAGCUGAGCCGUGUGUGGGAGACUCUCAAGCCGCGCGAGAAACUGUCCAUCGUCCAGCAACUCGGCUCAAUCACUUCUCGACUUUCUUCGGGGAGGUUUCCAGCCCACGGCUCGUUGUACCUGCGCGAGGACGUCGCCGAGUCCGAGGCUCUCGCCGGUGACGAUGUCUUCGCGAUCGGACCAACCACCGGCCGAGCAUGGUUUGACGACCAGCGAGCGGCGGUGGACAUCCAUAGAGGCCCCUGGCCGAGCACGAAGGACACCAUCCACGCCCUAAUCCAGCGCGAACAAGCCUACAUCCACCAACUCCCCAGCUUUCCUCGAGACCACCAACAGGGCAUCUUCAAUGGACCCAGUGGAUAUUACCCCGCAAAGCAAACCAAGCUGUCGGUUUUGCAAGACUUCCUAAGUAUAUAUCACCACCUCCUUCCCAAAGAUGAAGCCCUCAACCAGGGCAUACUCUGGCACAACGACCUCCAUCUGGACAACAUCGAGUAUGACGGGCCGAAGCCUGAGCGGUUUGUUCGGCCGAGACUUCCGGAGGGUAUCGAUGCCCUAAACCCCGCUAGAGAAGAAGGCGGCCGCGGAGAUGUUCCUCGCGUGUACAAGGAAGCACCGGAUUUGUUGCAUGCAUUUAGAUACCGCGAGACUGUGCAGUCGGAUCUACUAGGUCUGUACACCGAGCGGGACUUGGUGAGGCAAGCUGAAGAGUACGCCAGAUGGGAGGGAGAUGUUGAGAGGAAAGCCCGGGUGAUCGAGGAAUUGGGGGUGUAUCCGGGGUGGAAUGGCGCCGUUCCGCCUGGUGACUAUGAUGAGAUGGCCAGAAGAUUGGAAGUGGCUAAGAAGAGGUUCUUGGAUCGGGGAUCGAGGACCCCUGAGGAACGCAGAGUGUGGGAGAAGGCAUGGCCGUUCGAGGAUAAGGUUGAAUGA